CACACACAUAAAAGAGAGAGAGGGGGGGACAGACUAAGCAACCUAGGAAAACCUUUAUUUUGUCUUAGGAGUGAGAAGGGGAAAAAAAACAAUGGAGUUGGAGAGGGUGCAAGUCAUAGCUUCUCUGUCCAAGUGCAUAGACACAAUACCAGCUGAGUACAUUAGGUCGGAGAAUGAACAACCUGCAAUCACCACAAUCCAGGGCAAGGUCCUGGAAGUCCCGGUGAUCGACCUCAGCAAUGACUCGGACGACCAGAAUAUUGUCCAAUUGGUCGCUGAGGCCUGCCGGGACUGGGGGAUAUUUCAGGUUGUAAACCAUGGAAUACCAGAUGAAGUCAUUGGGAAUUUGCAGAGAGUUGGGAAAGACUUCUUUGAACUGCCACAGGAAGAGAAAGAGGUGUAUGCUAAGCCUCCUGAGUCCAAGAGUGUGGAAGGGUAUGGAACAAAGCUUCAAAAGGAAGUGGAAGGCAAGAAAGGAUGGGUUGAUCAUUUGUUUCAUAAGAUUUGGCCUCCCUCUGCUAUUAACUACAAGUUUUGGCCUAAGAACCCUCCAUCGUACAGGGAAGCCAAUGAAGUGUAUGCUGAGAGGUUGCGUGCGGUGGCAGACAAGUUGUUCCGGUGGCUGUCACUAGGGCUAGGGCUUGAAGGGCAUGAGGUCAAGGAGGCUGUGGGUGGUGAUGACUUGAUUUACCUUAUGAAGAUUAACUAUUACCCACCAUGCCCUAGGCCAGACCUAGCCCUUGGGGUUGUGGCUCACACAGACAUGUCCACCCUCACCAUUCUUGUCCCAAAUGAAGUCCCAGGGCUCCAAGUCUUCAAAGAUGACCAUUGGUAUGAAGUCAAGUACAUCCCUAAUGCCCUGAUUGUCCAUAUUGGUGACCAAAUUGAGAUGACUAAGACCUACAACUCUUGGCUUCAACAGAUAGUAAGCAAUGGAAAGUACAAGGCUGUGUACCAUAGAUCAACAGUAAACAAGGAGACAACAAGAAUGUCAUGGCCAGUGUUCAUUGAACCCUCGCCGGAGGUCGAAGUUGGGCCACAUCCAAUGCUCAUCGACGACGAAAAUCCACCAAAAUACAAGACCAAGAAGUACGAAGAUUAUAUGUACUGUAAGCUGAACAAGCUUCCCCAGUGAAGUUUUUGAUGAUGAGCCUUCUUCACUCACUCGUUUCAUUGUCUUGUUUGUUUUGGCUAUGUUUAUGUCAAAUCUACUCGUAGUUUGCAAUUAAUGAUGUUUUGUUUAUGUCAUGCUUUGGAAGGCAUUUGUAAUGCUCAAUUGUCUAAUUUGCAUUAAUAAAAGAUGUUGGUUCAUGAAUUA
Camellia sinensis is the source of this 1318-nucleotide messenger RNA. Its product is annotated as flavonol synthase/flavanone 3-hydroxylase. Lineage: Eukaryota; Viridiplantae; Streptophyta; Magnoliopsida; Ericales; Theaceae. The record is from RefSeq and is a predicted model, not a curated record.